AGAAGCUGAAGGACAUGCCCAAGGACUUGAGUUUCAAGUUUGCUAAGGACCCGAAACAUGCCCACCUGAACAGGAACCUCGACAUUUUGCCAGCGGACAGCAGGAAGGUUCUCCUGAAGAGUUUGGAGCACGUCUCAACGACCGAGUACGUCAACGUGGCCAGAGUCAACGGUUUGGACUGUAAGGAUGCAUAUAUGGUUGGUGAACACCCUCAGCCACACACUGUUCAGGACCUGUGGCGCCUGGUGUAUGAGAAAAGAGUUCCUGUAUGGACCUUGCUGCACACCCUGCCACUGCACCUCCUGAACUACCCUGGUGUGGUGCCGAGCGAGGAGCCACAGACCGUCGGCUACUUGGUGAUCCAACUGACAGGUAGUCAAGUCUUCAAUUACUUCACCGAGUACUACGUUGAGAUUACCGCUCCCAAGUUGUCUUCCUCGGGAUGCCACAAGUGCGUGCUGUUGGUGAUGGAGGGUUGGCCUCACUCUGACCUCCUGCCGGCCUCCCCUGAGCCUCUCCUGGCCGUCUUGGAGAGGGUAGAGGCCAUCAGCAAAGUCAAGAACUCCAGUCUCUUCACCUGCAAGGACGGAGUGACGGGGUGCGGGGUGAUGAUGGCUCUGCUGCAGCUGGUGGCGAGGAUGAAGCUGGUGCAGGAGGUUAACGUCUACCGCUCCGUCCUCAGCAUCGUCUACGACAGACCUCAGUUCAUCACCAGCGUCGUAAGUUAUGCUCCUCUUCCAUCUUCUCAAGACGUGUCUAGUAGUGAAGACUUCGCUAUCCUGCACCUCAUUAUGCUCCUCUUCCAUCUUCUCAAGUCGUGUGUUUGUUAG
Molecule: messenger RNA, 830 nt
Organism: Procambarus clarkii (red swamp crayfish)
Lineage: Eukaryota; Metazoa; Arthropoda; Malacostraca; Decapoda; Cambaridae
Source: RefSeq, a predicted model, not a curated record